Molecule: messenger RNA, 4138 nt
Organism: Oryzias latipes (Japanese medaka)
Lineage: Eukaryota; Metazoa; Chordata; Actinopteri; Beloniformes; Adrianichthyidae
Gene: tyk2
Product: tyrosine kinase 2
Biological process (GO): cell differentiation; protein phosphorylation; growth hormone receptor signaling pathway via JAK-STAT
Cellular component (GO): cytosol; cytoskeleton; membrane
Molecular function (GO): growth hormone receptor binding; non-membrane spanning protein tyrosine kinase activity; ATP binding
Source: RefSeq, a predicted model, not a curated record
UCGACGUCAGCUGGCGAUUCCCGUCGUUCGGGUUUUUACUUCACGAGAAUCCGUCAAGGGAGUGGGUGUUAGAGGGGAAUUAUGCCCUCUGACAUUUAGCUUUCAGUUCACAGCGCUGCCUUCUGUUUUUACAAUUGUCGCUUUUCAAAACGCAACGUUAAAUGCCAACACCACAGCUGAGUCACUACACUUAAAGUGAGUGUGCAGCCCAACAUGUUGAGGAGAAGGUGGUCCAAGUUCUUCAGGCAAGAAACCUGCCCAGGUCCUGGAGAGGCUCCCCAGACUCCAGGCAUCCAUGUUUACCUGUUCUGGAGCAGAGAUGGAGGAACUCACUUGUCACACACAAGUGGAGAUGUCACGGCGGAGGAGCUGUGUAUCAGGGCUGCAGAGGUUGUAGGUAUAAACCCGCUUUGCCAUGUGUUAUUUGCAUUAUAUAACCCACAAACACGCUAUUGGUACAGCCCAAACCACAUUUUCAGCCCAGAAGAAAACUGCAGCUUGCUGGUUCAGUACUGCAUGAGGUUCUACUUUCCGAAUUGGCAUGGGCUAAACGACAAGGUGCCACUGGUGACCCGCCACUCUUUGAAAGGUGGUGCAAAUCAGAAAGGUUCCACACUGCUCGAUAUCACAUCCCUGGAGUAUUUAUUUGCUCAGGCUAAACAUGAAUUUGUAAACGAAGUGGUUGAAAUGAAAGAAGUCCAGAAUGAGGAAGAAAGAAGUCAAUUCAAAAACGAGAGCCUGGGAAUGGCCGUGCUUCACCUGUCACAUCUUGCAAUAGAGACGAACUCUACUUUACCAGCAGUAGCUAGAAAAGUCAGUUUCCUCCAGUGCAUUCCAAGAUCUUUCGCUAAAAACAUCUCCAAUGACAACUUCCUUACUAAAAUUAGGAUCCGAACGGUGUUUGCCGAAUUCGUGCGCUCCUUCCAGCAGCACACAGUAGACAGCCGAAAGGUGACCCCCCAGGAGAUCAUGUACAAGUACAUUUCUACUCUGGAACAACUGGCUCCACGAUUUGGUACAGAGACUUUCCAAGUAAUUAGCCUGAAGCUGAGGGAGGACGGCGACGGAAGCAGCUCCUACUCAAAUGUGGUCCAUGGAGAUAGUCUCUCAAAGGGAAACAGCAACCCUCUCAUCACACACGAAGUAAUGGUGUCUGGGAUUGAGGGGCUAAAGUGGAGGAAGGUGCACGUUCACAAGGCUCAGGUGAAUUCCUACCUCAGAAAUGACUAUUUGAACUACAAGAAAGCAAAGCAGCAGUCGAAGCAGCUGAACACUCCCGACACAUGGAGCCUAUUUUCUGAUUUCCCUGAUAUAACCCACAUCGCCAUUUCUGAUGCUAAUGUGUACAUUAGCACUCUGGAUAACCGCUGCAUGGUGGUACAGAUGAGCUCCAGCCAGGAGGCCCGUUCCUUCGUCUCUCUUCUCGAUGGAUACUACCGACUGACUGCAGACGCCCACCACUAUCUUUGUCGUGAAGUGGCUCCCCCAAGGGUAAUUCUGAGUGAAGCAAAUCUCUUGCACGGACCUAUGCAUGAGGAGUUUGUGCUCCACAAGCUGAAAAAGGAUGCAGCAGAGGAGGGAGUGUUCCUCGUUCGUUGGAGUGCAGUUGACUAUCACAGCAUCAUUCUCGCUGUGCUAAAAAGAAAUGAGAACGGUUCGGCGCCAAGCCACAAGCAGUUCCGUAUCCAGCAGAAGGGUUCGGUGUUUUGCAUGGAGGGCUGGGACAGAGAGUUCUCCAGUGUGAAAGAGUUCAUCGAUAACCUCAAAACCUUUGUGCUAAAGUCUGGCUCUGACAGCUUCACUGUCAAAAAGUGCCUUUUGCCUAAACAAGCAGAGAUUUCCAACCUUCUGGUAAAAAGGCACAAGGAUGGGCUCUACCCCCUCUCAGAGUCCUUCUCCCAGAAGCUGACCAAGCUACGCUUUAACCGCAUCAAGGAGAAAAACAUCACUCCGGAGGUGCAUUUGGGUCGAGGCACUAGAACUAAUAUCUACUCUGGACGGCUGCUUGUGGGAGGGGAAGACGAUGGCAACGACGUUGAGUUCAACAACAACUCUUCUAAGCAAAAAGGCAUUCGAGUGGUUCUCAAGAUCUUGGAUCGAAGCCACGAAGAUAUUGCUCUUGCAUUUUUCGAAACUGCAAGUCUCAUGAGCAAAGUGUCCCACAGUCACCUGGUGUUUGUGCACGGCGUGUCUGUCAAAGGAUCUGAAAACAUCAUGGUGGAGGAGUUUGUGGAGUUUGGACCUUUGGAUGUCUUCCUUCGCAAACAUAAAGCAGCUGUGAAUGCUAAAUGGAAGUUUAUAGUGUCAAUACAACUCGCCAGUGCCCUCAGUUACCUUGAGGCUAAACAGCUGGUUCAUGGAAAUGUCUGUGCCAAGAACAUUCUGGUGGCAAGACGUGGCCUGGAGCGCGACACUACUCCUUUCAUCAAGCUGAGUGAUCCCGGAAUUUCCCUGAAUGCCCUCACACGAGAAGAGCGUUUGGACCGCAUUCCAUGGAUUGCCCCUGAGUGUGUGGACGGCAGCGCACCCAUCGGUAACACUGCUGACCAGUGGAGCUUUGGCAUUACGUUGCUGGAAAUCUGUAACAAUGGGGAAGUUCCUAUUAGCGGCUGCACAUUGCCUGAAAAAGAGCUCUUCUAUCGAGAAAGGCACCACCUUACUGAACCAUCCUCAGAAGAACUAGCCAAGUUCAUCAGCAUGUGUUUGACCUAUGAGCCAGAGGAGAGACCUUCUUUCCGCGCCGUCCUCAGAGAACUUACAGAAAUGAUGAUGAAAAAUCUCGACAUACCCGACACAGAAAGUCUGUCGCCACCGGUCCCGAGUACAUACCAGAAACGCUACCUAAAAAAGAUCAUGGACUUGGGCGAGGGUCAUUUUGGGAAAGUGACUCUCUACAAGUAUGACCCGACAAACGAUGACACAGGAGAACUUGUGGCAGUGAAGGUCUUGAAACAGGAAAGUGGCUGUGUGGCUGAAGGGUUGAUGAAAGAGAUUGAAAUCCUGAAGUCCCUUGAUCACAUUAAUAUUGUUAAGUACAAGGGCUGUUGCACUGAGCCAGGCAGGACGGAGGUACAGCUGAUAAUGGAGUACCUUCCAAUGGGAAGCUUGCGAGAUUACCUUCCCAAAACUAAAGUGUCUGUGUGCCAGUGCCUUAUGUACGCUCAGCAGAUCUGUCAGGGAAUGGAUUACUUGCACUCCAAACGCUACGUGCAUCGAGAUCUGGCUGCCCGCAACGUCUUGGUGGAAAACAACAGCUUGGUCAAGAUUGGUGACUUUGGCCUGACGAAACACAUCCCUGAGGGGGAGAUCUACUACCGGGUUCGAGAAGACGGGGACAGUCCAGUGUUCUGGUAUGCCAUUGAGUGCUUGAAAGAGUCCAAGUUCUCCUUUGCCUCGGAUGUUUGGUCCUUCGGUGUAACACUAUACGAGAUCUUGACCCGCUGUGACAACCGGCAGAGCCCACCAACAAAAUUCUAUGAAAUGAUGGGUGAAGCCCAAGGACAGAUUACAACAAUGAUAAUCAUCGAUCUGCUGAUGAAGAACAUGAGACUGCCUUGCCCCAGAGACUGCCCUCACGAGGUACGGCUGUUGAUGGAGCAGUGUUGGCAUAAAGAUCAAGCACAACGGCCCUCAUUUGAAAACCUGAUCGUAAGGUUUGAAGCCAUCCGCAGAACCUACGACUGGCAGUUUAACUCCAACUUCACCAUGUCUGAGAUUUGCUGAGUAAACUUCUGCACCAUUUACAAGAAAAAGCCAACAACCUCUUUGCUACAGUACACUUUCUGCUACAUUUAUACACAGAGAUGGAUUUGUGGAAGAUGAGUCAUAGAAGCACACACUUAAAUCUUGUAUAUUGUAGUCUUCUGAGUUAAAAUGAAAACCCAUAAUCUUUGUAUUCUAAGCUUUGUUGCAGUUACUUUUUCUAUAUAGUCUUUGCUGAGGUUAACUUUCAGGGAAAAGCCAAAGUUCGAAAGAAUUGGUAAGCAUUAGGGUAUAUUUUAUUAAAAAUAUAUAUAUAGAUUUCCAUAUAUUACAAAUGUAUGCAUACACAUUUUAGAAAUUCGGGGAGCUGUCUUUUAAAUGUUGCAUGUUUUAUGUUUUGUAAAUAUGUGAAUUAAUAAAUACGUGUCCAACUCCC